This is a messenger RNA of Tarenaya hassleriana, 2070 nucleotides long. Its product is annotated as squalene epoxidase 3-like. NCBI's taxonomy places the organism in Eukaryota, Viridiplantae, Streptophyta, Magnoliopsida, Brassicales, Cleomaceae. The record is from RefSeq and is a predicted model, not a curated record. Gene Ontology annotation, cellular component: endoplasmic reticulum; membrane. Gene Ontology annotation, biological process: sterol biosynthetic process. The transcript is spliced from 8 exons. Gene Ontology annotation, molecular function: flavin adenine dinucleotide binding; squalene monooxygenase activity. The coding region runs from base 38 to 1870 and encodes 610 amino acids.
UGUAUUUAUAUCUAAUCUCUUAGUGUACUAAUGAAUAAUGGAAGCUGUGGUGGUAAUAGAGAACCAGCCACGAUUGCGAUUGAGAACCACAUCUCUCCGUUCUCCUCUUCCCUAUAAAAGCCACCGUCCCUUCCUCUCGCUCUUCCCACCUUCCAUAUCCAUAACCUCGACCUCUCUCCGAUUCGCAGCACCUUCCGGAGCCACCGUCAUUGGCCGCGUCUCGGCGGCUGAGCUUCGCAACAAACGCGCCCUGACCUCUGCUUCGUCUUCCCUGAGGACGGCUAUGGCGGCGAUUGCCGUGGAUUCGUUCGUCAUCGGGACAUUCUUCGCUUCCCUCCUCGCGUUCGUGCUUCUCUUCGUCGUGCGCCGGAGAAGCGCGAAUGGUGACCGGAGCAAGAAGAUCCGCGGGUCCUCCGGUGCCAGGAACGACGCCGUGCCGGUGGAUUCGGCGGCGGAGUUAUCUGGAUCCGGUACCGAUAUCAUCAUUGUCGGCGCCGGUGUCGCCGGAGCGGCUCUUGCUCAUACCCUCGGCAAGCAAGGAAGGCGAGUUCACGUCAUCGAAAGAGACUUAUCUGAGCCUGACAGAAUCGUGGGCGAAUUGCUUCAGCCGGGUGGUUACUUGAAGCUCAUUGAACUCGGUCUUGAGGAUUGUGUGAAGGAAAUUGAUGCCCAGCGGGUUCUUGGUUAUGCUCUCUUCAAGGACGGGAAGAAUACUCGAGUUUCUUACCCCUUGGAAAAAUUUGAUUCGGAUGUGGCUGGAAGGAGCUUCCACAACGGUCGGUUUAUUCAGAGAAUGCGUGAAAAAGCUGAAUCUCUUCCAACUGUCCGGUUGGAGCAAGGGGCAGUGACAUCAUUGAUUGAAGAAAACGGGACAGUAAAAGGGGUUCAAUACAAAACAAAGGACGGUAAAGAACUUAGAGCAUACGCCCCUCUCACGAUUGUUUGCGAUGGUUGUUUCUCAAACCUUCGUCGUUCUCUCUGCAAGCCGAAGGUGGAGAUUCCCUCUAAUUUUGUGGGUCUAGUCUUGGAAAACUGUCAACUCCCAUAUGCAAAUCAUGGGCAUGUUAUUCUCGGCGACCCGUCGCCUAUCUUGUUUUAUCCCAUCAGCAGUUCAGAAGUUCGUUGCCUCGUUGAUGUUCCCGGUCAAAAGCUUCCUUCCAUUGCUAAUGGCGAAAUGGCUAAGUACCUCAAAACACAAGUAGCACCCCAGGUUCCACCCGAGGUUUAUGAAACAUUCGUCGCCGCAAUUGACAAAGGCAAUAUUAGAACAAUGCCAAACAGAAGCAUGCCAGCUGAUCCAGUUCCUACUCCCGGAGCCCUUCUUCUGGGCGAUGCAUUCAACAUGCGCCAUCCAUUAACCGGCGGUGGAAUGACGGUCGCGCUGUCAGAUAUCGUCGUUCUACGGGAUCUUCUCAGGCCGCUUCGUGACCUCAAUGAUAAAGAGCAACUUGCUAAAUACCUCGAAUCCUUUUACACCUUGCGGAAGCCGGUGGCAUCCACCAUCAAUACUUUGGCGGGUGCUCUUUACAAGGUUUUCUUGGCGUCCUCCGAUGAUGCGAGAAUGGAAAUGCGUGAAGCUUGCUUCGAUUAUCUCAGCCUUGGAGGCGUUUUCUCGUCUGGUCCAGUGGCAUUGCUAUCGGGUUUAAACCCUCGCCCUCUGAGUCUUGUUCUCCACUUCUUUGCUGUGGCUGUCUAUGGCGUCGGUCGUUUGCUCGUGCCGUUUCCUUCGAUUAAGCGCUUCUGGAAGGGGGCUAGAUUAAUCUCGAGUGCUUCGGGCAUAAUCUUUCCGAUAAUCAAAGCCGAGGGAGUGAGGCAAAUGUUCUUCCCUCGUACUAUCCCCGCUGUGUAUCGAGCUCCCCCCCGUCAAUGAUGCAUUCGGAAGAUCAAAGCCAUCGUAGCAAAGGCUUUCACCUCUAGACCGCUCUUGUAACUUAUCUGAAUAAUAAUGUCGUUUGGUUUGUGGAAGUGUUAUUUUUUUGGUUUAAAGUGUAACAUUAGCUCAGGUUAAUGAAUCGAAGUGUGAAGUGUAAGAAAUGGACAAAAGAUCAAAGUAAAGAUACUGUUGUGUUA